CUAGUUCGUUUCUGCGUGAAGAAUAAAACGUUGCCAGCCAGCGUUUCAACCUCAGCAAGAUGUCUAGGAAGAUGUCUUCGAAACAUGGACACCCGGAACUGGAGGCAGCCCAAAGAAAGUGUCUGAGAAUAAAAGUUAUGAGGAGAGGGACACGCAGGACAAGCUGCAUGAUCAGAGGGAUUACAUCUAAGAUGGUUGAGAUCAGGGAAGGACAGAAACGAGUAAAAGAGGGGCAGAAGGAAGUAAGGAAAAAAUUUAAAGAAAUAAGAAAAGAGUCAAAGAAACUAAAAGACGAAACCGAUCUUAUCUCCAGGCAGAGUGCUGCAAAUCAACUCAGGCUUGAUCUCAUGUUUCAAAUAGUGAAAGCCAGAGCAGAUAAUGAUUCUGCCAAAGACGCUCAUCUUACACAAACCUUGCGUGAACUAAUGGCGAAAGGAGAAUGUGAGCAUAAGCAAGCUUUUCAUAGAGGAGGGGAUCAUCAAGCACGAACUAUGUAUAAUUAGUGUCAGUUUUAUUAUACCAUGAUUUGAUCUUACGGUCCUGUUCUGACCCUGGCCAAAGAAAAUACAAAUUAUUGUACUACGAAUUAAUCACGAUACUCAACUCUUUAAUAUAUAUAUAUAUGCAUUGUACUUCUUCUUCUUCUU
Molecule: messenger RNA, 647 nt
Organism: Populus euphratica (Euphrates poplar)
Lineage: Eukaryota; Viridiplantae; Streptophyta; Magnoliopsida; Malpighiales; Salicaceae
Exons: 3
Coding region: 60-503 (147 amino acids)
Source: RefSeq, a predicted model, not a curated record